Acanthaster planci (crown-of-thorns starfish) is the source of this 4161-nucleotide messenger RNA. Its product is annotated as neuropeptide FF receptor 2-like. The record is from RefSeq and is a predicted model, not a curated record. Lineage: Eukaryota; Metazoa; Echinodermata; Asteroidea; Valvatida; Acanthasteridae. Gene Ontology annotation, molecular function: neuropeptide Y receptor activity. Gene Ontology annotation, cellular component: plasma membrane. Gene Ontology annotation, biological process: G protein-coupled receptor signaling pathway.
CUGCCAGACGCGUUUCUGUGUUUCUAUCAAUAAUGCAAAAGGCGUCAUUCGUUGGGAACAUUCUCACGCGCCCGGGCAACGAUCGUCACUGCGCAUUCUCCACAGCCAGGCUUCCAGCAGACGAUCUGGACACGGUACAACUAUUCUUGGCGGGAAGCGACGAAUCUCGUGGUGACAAGAAACAGGCAGUGCGCGCUACGAGUGGCGGGACUGUGCAGCUAUACAGUCGAAAGUUGCCUGCUAAUCGCCAAAACGUAAACAUGAUCACUUCGUGAGCGGCUUGAAAGAAACAACGUCCAGACAGACGCUGAUUUCGGGUGUUAAAACGUAGACGCUGUUCUGCCAAAUCUGACACGUGUUCGUGACUCCACUGUUCUGUGGCCCCCGGAAGAAUUUCUUUAACACCGGGUCUGUGGACGGCACUUUGACGCUCAGUGGAUGGAGGACCGAUUGACGCUGCAGAUACGGCUAACAACUAAACAAGAUUCUACUCAAGUCUCCGCCACCGUAUCUCCCAGUAACAAGGACUGCAGAGAAUUCCCUCAAGUGACAACACACAGCUGCGCUAUCUUCCAGAUCAGGGACAGGCGUGAUAUCAUCAUAACGCUUCGCAGCCGGCACCUGGCCCACAAGUCGCAUCAUCCCGGACAUCGGGCUCUCUUCCGAGACGAAAACUGUUUUGCCGAAAGGAGCCAGUUUUAUCAACCCAUCUCUUCCUGUUAAUGCAGUGUCAUCAACGGAUUGUUGAUUCUGACGCCAAGUUUCACUCUCUUGACGAAUUUACAAUUUCACUUGGGACAGCAGUGGUGGUCAUUCAACAGAGACGUUACGAGUCAAUCAGAGAGAAGAAUUCAUCGCAGUACGCAGCGGUGCACUUGAUCUGCGACGCUGACGUCACCGUCGCGUGCCCAAUCACCCUCAACACAGGCUGACGGAGGCCGCUGACACGGCGCCUCAGUAGAAUCACUUUCAAACGCGGCUUGCCUUGACCAAGACAACACGGCGGGAAACUGAAGUUUUGCAUUGUAGAGGAUCGGGACGCCCAGAGAGCCAAUCGGUAUCGACGACAGCACGUAGCCAAUGCCCCUCUGCCUCCGUAAAGGGCCCGCCUGAUAACCUCUGGACCAAGUCCUGCAUUUCCUUAAGGAGUCGUGAAGUCUGAACUACCCGGCUGAAGUUUGCCGUGUGGCCCACGGACGAGAGUUUGUCGCGAGGAGCAUGAAUUCUGUGGCUGAUUUCAAGUCCGACGAAUGGUCGCUCCUGCUGUUGGUUAAGGACGCUGCGGCGAACUAAAAGUACCACCAUGCUCCGAAAAUUGUGUAUGGAUUAAAAAAUGUCCUUCGCAUCAAUGCUGAGUAAAGGCGUCCAGGUCACUUAACAGCAAACUACUCGGCACUUGAAGCGUUAUGACAAGGUGAGCCAUUCGGAACAGGCUUUUGCAAGACCGAACUCGGGUCAAUCGUCGAUAAAAAAAACAGUCCAGUUUAGAACUAAUCUUCAGGUUUAAAAGCGAGCUGUGGACAUUUUGAUCAAUAUAUAAUGGAGGUGAAUUCAAGUCGUCCGGAGUACGCCAUUCUUCGCGAUGGCGGUUAUCCCAACUCGACGGACUACGAGUCCAAUAACUACACGGCAACGGCCGCCCCAUACCGCACCUUCAACUACCCCUACAUCCCUCCCGCUGUCCUGGCGGCCAAGGUGGUGUCCAUCGCCUUGAUCGUCUUUAUCACCGUGGUGGGCAACAGCAUCGUGAUCGCCAUCAUCCUGUCCAACAAGCACAUGCGGACCACCACCUACUUCUACCUGAUGAACCUGGCGGUGGCCGAUAUCACCAUCGCGAUGAUCUCGGAGUGGACGUGGCUGGCCAACCACCUGAUGGAUCGGUGGGUCUUCGGGGACGUCAUGUGCAAGGCCUCUUUUCUCCUGCAAGGUGUGUCGAUCCAAGUCAGUAUCCUGACAUUGACGGUCGUGGCUGGUGACCGAUACUUCGCCAUCUUGCAUCCGUUGAGGUCUCGAGUGAUCAAGAGAAACGCUGGAAUUAUCAUCGGCGCUGUAUGGCUGAUCGCUUUCCUGAUCAACAUCCCCAUGCUUCUCAACGUGAAGCACGCCACCCACACGUGGGACGACGGCCUGGAUAUGGCCUGGUGCAUCGAGUACUGGGAAGGGGACGACAUGGACUACCAGAAGCUCUUGCGGGCCGUCUACACCACGUUGCUUUUCGUGGCCGUCUACCUGCUGCCACUCUUCCUCAUGUCGGUGACCUACACGCGGAUCGGCUGCACGCUCAAGUCGCGCAGCACGCACGGGCCCGGCGUGAAAGUGGAGGCCACGGUGUCGACCCAGGAGCGUUCCAAACGGAAGGUUAUUAAAAUGCUGGCGGUGGUUGUGAGCAUAUUUGCAGUGUGUUGGCUGCCCUACCACAUCCUUAAUCUCGUCCAGGAUUGGUCUGCUAACGUUGAGGCACAAAACAUCCCCAAGGACCUGUGGUUCAUCUGUACCUGGUUAGGCUACGCCAACAGCGCCAUGAACCCCUUCGUCUACUGCGGCUUCAACGAGAACUUUCGGCGGGGGUUCGUGGACGCCUUCACGGGGCGGUGGUGUGCCGGCAAGAAGCGGCAGAUGGUGAAGUGCGGAAAAAUGGCUACGGUCAAGCCGAACAAGUCCGUCUGUUCGUCACAGGUGACAGAGGGCACUGUUGUCGAGAGCACGAGCAUGCUUUGAUGAAACACGCACCAAACCAAACCGAUCGUUCGAACUGCGCAAGACUGUUCGUCAGUCGGACUUGAGUUUUAGACUGGAUGGGCUUCUUUCCUUUGUUCGCUGGAGCUAUUGGAGGAUGUUCGCUGACAACCUAUGCCUACCUUGGACAUUUGAGGUAGUUUGGCCCGGCCAGUCAGGCUGUAUUGCGUCCCAUACCUGAAGGGCGGUCAAAAUGUUAUGAUGAGUUACAUUUUAAUUAGCAAGUGUAUGCCGCCUUUUGUCGGAUUGUGUGAGCCACGGCACGCCUGUGCACGUGCAUACACUGUAUUUGGUUUUUAGUGAUGUGUGCCUGGCAUUGCUCCUACUUACACGAAUUCUAAUGUCCUUUGAAACACAUUACCGUCUGUCACGAGGCUAUGGGCUCCGAGCUGGACCAAGAGAGGGUUCAAUUUUCCUUGCAACGGAGGCUCCUUUGGUAGUAACUGCGCAUCGCUGGUUCACGAACAACUAUGAAACGCAAGCGUUGCAGUCGCAUCGCUUCCCACAAAAUGAACGCUCCCAACCUAUGUGGGUCGUUUCAGUGCUUCUGCUCGGGGCGGAUAAGAACAGGUCGUUCACCUCACGUUUGCCCAGUGUAUCAAUUGGACGCAAUAAACAGAAUCUUGACCACCGAUCCAAGAUGCCAAACAUACCUCAUUCAAAAUGAUUCCAUACUUGCGAAUAUGACGGCAGAAGGCUUCACUAGGCUCGAGAAUACAAUAAUUCGUUCCUGCACUAAAACUGUAAUUCUGCUUUUUCAAAAUUUUACGAUGAAAUUGUCUUCUUUUAUCACUAGAAACCACUUCCUCGUCCCUUUUAUUGACGAAUGCAGAACAGUUUCAGGCCCGGCAGUAAAAUUGUUCUUGUUACUCUUCGUUUUAAAUUUAUUGUCUGGGCUGACAUUAAUUAGAAAUCGAAUGUCCCCAGCAAGAAUAUUUGUGAUUGUCGUUUAAUCGUUAAUCUAUUAGUAUACUAUUAUCCUGCAUUAUAGUGUAGACAUUCUUUUUGUUUAAAGCAGAAUUAUUGUAUUAUAUACUGUUGUGCGUUGCACAGUGCAAUGCUUGAGGCGUACCUAGUCCAUACAAGAUAAUUCUAAAUACGGACAAUUCACAAAAGUGCGCCUCCAAGAGUGUGCAACGCGUUGGCCAAUCACAAUCUGUCAACCCUUUCCUUCCCUUUCUGCGUAUAAUGAUUGGCAGGUGUGUUGCAAACUCUUGGAGGCGCACUUUUGUGAAACGCCCAUAUUGGAUAAUAAAUUAUACAGCAGUCUUACUGAAGUAAGGUAGGGGAGCCUGUAUCUCCCAUUAUGCACUAUAUUUCGCUUCUUCCUAGACAAACAAGCGUUUAAAGUAAAAAAAAAAAGUAGGCGAACAACACAAACAGUUGCAGUUAAUAAGAAUCGCAAGGCUGUCGGCUAAAAAAAAA